This is a messenger RNA of Mercurialis annua (annual mercury), 1845 nucleotides long. RefSeq names its product aspartic proteinase 36. Gene Ontology annotation, molecular function: aspartic-type endopeptidase activity. NCBI's taxonomy places the organism in Eukaryota, Viridiplantae, Streptophyta, Magnoliopsida, Malpighiales, Euphorbiaceae. The record is from RefSeq and is a predicted model, not a curated record. Gene Ontology annotation, biological process: proteolysis. Bases 84 to 1532 code for a protein of 482 amino acids. The transcript is spliced from 10 exons.
CAUUAGGCCUUUUUCUUUCUUCUUUCGUUCUUCACCAUGUUCUUCUUCGUCUUCCCAUAACAAUUUUGUUUUUUUUAUUAAAAAUGAACUGCUUGACAUUACUCUUUUUUUCUCUAAUAUUGAUUAUAGCAGCUAAUGUCUCCGCUAAUAGCGGUGUCUUUAGCGUUAAGUACAGAUUCGCCGGCCAACAACAAUCUCUCAGUGACCUUAAAGCUCACGACGAUCGCCGUCAGCUCCGUAUUCUCGCCGGCGUUGAUCUCCCUCUCGGCGGGAGUGGCCGUGCUGAUGCUCUAGGGCUUUAUUAUGCUAAGAUUGGAAUUGGAACUCCUUCGAAGGACUAUUAUGUACAGGUUGAUACUGGAAGUGAUAUUAUGUGGGUUAACUGUAUUCAAUGUAGAGAAUGCCCUAGAACAAGCUCCCUUGGUAUGGAUCUCACACUUUAUAAUUUGAAGGAGUCUGUUACUGGGAAGUUAGUGCCUUGUGAUCAAGAGUUUUGCUAUGAGGUGAAUGGAGGUCCAUUAUCUGGGUGUACGGCAAAUAUGACUUGCCCUUAUCUUGAGAUAUAUGGAGACGGGAGUUCUACUGCAGGUUAUUUUGUGAAGGAUGUUAUGCAAUAUGAUGGAGUAUCUGGUGAUUUCCAAACUACAUCUGCUAAUGGAAGUGUUAUAUUUGGGUGUGGGGCUAGACAGUCAGGGGAUUUGAGCGCAAGUAAUGAAGAAGCUCUUGAUGGUAUACUUGGUUUUGGGAAAGCAAAUUCAUCAAUGAUUUCACAACUAGCUGCCAAUGGAAAGGUGAAAAAAAUAUUUGCUCAUUGCUUAGAUGGUAUAAAUGGCGGCGGUAUCUUUGCUAUGGGACAUGUUGUGCAGCCUAAAGUUAACAUGACACCAUUAAUACCAAACCAGCCCCACUACAAUGUCAAUAUGACGGCAGUUCAAGUUGGUAAAGAUUUCCUACCUCUUCCGACUGAUGUUUUUGAGGCUGGAGAUCGGAAGGGAGCAAUAAUAGAUAGCGGUACAACCUUGGCCUAUCUCCCAGAAUUUAUUUAUGAACCAUUAGUCAGUAAGAUCAUUUCUCAGCAGCCUCAUUUGGAAGUUCGUACUGUACGGGACGAGUAUACAUGUUUUCAGUAUUCUGGAAGUGUGGAUGAUGACUUUCCAGUUGUCAUGUUUCAUUUUGAAAACUCGGUUUUCUUAAAGGUUCAUCCACAUGAAUAUUUAUUCCCAUUUGAAAGUUUAUUGUGUAUUGGAUGGCAAAAUAGUGGAAUGCAAUCAAGGGAUAGAAGGAACAUGACACUUUUGGGAGAUUUAGUACUUUCAAAUAAGCUUGUUCUGUACGAUCUCGAAAAUCAGGCCAUUGGAUGGACCGAAUACAACUGUUCGUCAAGCAUUAAAGUGCAGGAUGAACGUACUGGAACAAUACAUUUAGUAGGUUCCCACUCGAUCUAUUCUGCUGGCAAUUCUAGUGCAGAAUUGGCUAUAAUGGCUGUAAUCUUGUUAAUGCUAAGUACUCUGCUGCAUCUUUUAAUUUGCUAAAUGGCAAUGAAUACCAAUGGUCAAAUCAAAGGUAAAGAAAUACUGCGGUGAAAAUUGCUAAAUAGAUUGAUUAUACACAUUAUUUUACUCGCCCAACGACAGUCACUUUGGGUUAAUAUUAUCUUCCCGGAGCGAAACUUGGAAAUUUAUAGCAGCCUAUAGAAAGUUUGAGUGUACAUAGAUUUAUGGUUUAGGUUUUCUAGUUACUGCAACAAAUUCAGUGUAUUAAUUGGAAAUUUGAUGCUUACGAAUGCUCAAGUGCAUAUGCAGUUGUAGUUUGAAUGAUGUCUAUAUGAUAGAAUGUUUUUAGAUA